Messenger RNA from Haliotis rubra (blacklip abalone), 1024 nucleotides. RefSeq lists its product as uncharacterized. The record is from RefSeq and is a predicted model, not a curated record. The transcript is spliced from 3 exons. The coding region runs from base 225 to 998 and encodes 257 amino acids. Lineage: Eukaryota; Metazoa; Mollusca; Gastropoda; Lepetellida; Haliotidae.
GCUUGUGGGGUUAACUUGUCUUAUCAGUUGUGAAGUGAAGUAAGCCCUCUGAUAGUCCACACACUUAUUGAAAUGAAAUCCCCCCAAGCAAAUCGCUUAGAGCCUUGCAUUUGACCCAGACGAGUCUUGCUGCUUCAAAUUCCCUGUGCCUGUCUGUGGAGUAGCUGUGUGUUGGAUCAAGGCAGACCACUGAUACAAAAGGUGACGAUAUCAGUGCAGAAAGGAUGUCUCAGUUUGACUCACUGUUAGAUUUCGGGGAGUCUACCCCCUCUGAGACAAAUGGAACAACCCAGGGCUCUGGGGCUGCAGAUGAGUUCGACCCUUUUGGGCCUAGCCCAACUAUUGAAAGCAAGGGAGCAGUGGAUGGAAAUUUACUGGUUGAUUUUACAGCUGAUACUGAGAUUUCAAACGGGACCAAACAGAAUGGCACAUCAGAGCCUUUCGAGCUGUCUUUUGAAGUGAGUACCUCUAAUGACACAGCCCUAGAAUCUUCCACAGAAAUAGCCGAUUCUUCAGAAAACAUGUCUUCGUCAAACCCCCUGUAUGACUUAACCACUGAGGAACCUCCAUCAAACCCACUGUAUGAGUUUGAGAGUCAAACCACAGAAACAACGGUGGUGAAGUCUUCCAGUCAGCAGUUUGAAAACGCUGAUGAAGAAUGUGCUCCCUCUAACCCUCUGUACGAAUUCUCGAAUAAUGGUGACCUCCAAGUGGAAACUACCAUCACUACAUCAGAAUCAGCAAGCUCAAAUCCCCUGUAUGACCUCAUGUCCAAUGGAAAUAGUGGAUUUGACGAGCAGGUCACUGGAACUGCCACAACGGGUGGAGAGGAUUUCCUCAUCGAUACCAGCACCACCAGCGAACAGCACUAUAUUGAUGUCUCCAACAGUACUUCAAAACAGGAAGAGUUCAUUAUGAAUGAACCUUCAGGGGAACUGAUUGGUGAGUUUGAAUCUAGGGAGAUCAUUCAGGAUGAGCAAAAGUACAAGGGGACGUAACUCAAGAUGACCAAGCAUAUGAGGAG